CCUGCAAUUCCUGCAGUUACUUGUUAUUACCCAAUCCUAACUCAGAAGGAUCAAUCGGUGGGGACUCACACGAAGAGCUCUCCAUCUCGAUCUCGAUCACUUCUGGGAUCCAUCUUCGUUCUGGUUUGUUUCGCUCGAUCUCGGUGUGGUUUUAUAUAGCUUGUAUGUUUCUACGUAUUGUACGUGGACGGAUUUGAAUUUUGGGUCGGGCGGGUUUUCGUAGGUCGGAGAGAUCUGGGAGGAGGAGAAAAGGGGAUAUGGCGCAUAGGGUGGACCACGAGUACGACUACCUCUUCAAGAUCGUGUUGAUCGGUGACUCUGGGGUCGGCAAGUCCAAUAUUCUUUCCAGGUUCACGCGCAACGAGUUCUGCUUGGAGUCUAAGUCCACCAUCGGCGUCGAGUUCGCCACCAGAACUCUUCAGGUGGAGGGAAAAACAGUAAAGGCGCAGAUCUGGGAUACGGCAGGUCAGGAGAGAUACCGUGCUAUCACCAGUGCAUACUAUAGAGGAGCUGUUGGGACGCUGCUUGUGUAUGACAUAACCAAGAGGCAAACUUUUGACAAUGUCCAAAGGUGGCUCCGGGAAUUAAGGGACCAUGCAGAUUCAAACAUUGUCAUCAUGAUGGUAGGAAAUAAGUCUGACUUGAGCCAUCUUAGAGCUACUACAGAGGAAGAUGGUCAAGCCUUGGCUGAAAGGGAAGGCCUCUCAUUUCUUGAGACAUCAGCUCUAGAAGCGACUAAUAUUGAGAAGGCAUUCCAGACCAUUUUGAUAGAGAUCUACCAAAUCAUAAGCAAAAAAGCAUUGGCAGCUCAGGAAGCUGCCGCCAGUACGGUUGUUCCUGGUCAAGGAACCACGAUCAAUGUUUCUGAUGCAUCAGGGAAUGUGAACAAGAAAAGUUGCUGCUCUACUUAAGGUGGCAUUUGAGGGAGGAAAAAGAUUUGGAAGCAGACAAACCAUUUUUUUCCU
Molecule: messenger RNA, 965 nt
Organism: Juglans microcarpa x Juglans regia
Lineage: Eukaryota; Viridiplantae; Streptophyta; Magnoliopsida; Fagales; Juglandaceae
Product: ras-related protein Rab11C-like
Exons: 2
Coding region: 258-911 (217 amino acids)
Cellular component (GO): endosome
Molecular function (GO): GTPase activity; GTP binding
Source: RefSeq, a predicted model, not a curated record